GGAGCGAGAGCAGAGCGAGAGCGAAGGAAUUUCGUGGAUGUGAUUGUGAUGUGAAUUGCGGGCGAUUGAUGGAUUGAUUCUGUUUGCGAGUGAGAGGGAGGGGAGGGGAGUGGAGGAGUGAGGGAGGGGAGAUUGCGUGGAGUCGAAUUGCUUGGGCUAGGACGCCGCCUUUUGCUUCUCCUUCUUGUUGUCCGUCGGGCCGUGUGAGAGGACGGGGGCGGGCUGCUCCUGCUGCUGUCGGAGGUUGAUGAAGGUGUGUGUUCGGCAGCAGCUGCGGGUUUGUUGGUGUAGGUGCAAUUGCUGGUGUUUGUGACCGGUCCGUGAAAGGGUGAAGGUGUGUGUCUGAUGAAGGGAUGAAUGAAUGGCCGACCGGCCUCCCGGAACGAGGACGGAAGUUAGCGUAUGAGGAGUUCGUUCGGCCGAUUGACGGGAAGAGAGGAAGGGAGGCCGAAUAGGAGGAGCAGGAGGAGGAGGACCAGAAGCAGGAGGCAGGUAAUUGCGAGGCUGUUGAAGUUCUCAGAUGUCACAGAGUGCAGCGCUGGUGGAAAGACGGAUUAGUCGUUCGGAACAAACUUGCUGCCGACGGGGAGGAAGCGAAAAUCGCCGGGGACGAGCAGUAGUAGAAGAAGAAGAAGCUGAUGCGCUGGGAGCCCGCUUUUCCAAUCUUCUCGGAGUUAAUCGCAGCACAGAAUCUGACAGAUUUCGUCACGUUCUGCCUUGGGUUUGUUUCUCGGAGGGAAGACCUUCGUAAAAUCUGCUGCUACCAGGCUUUCUAGGAUCGAGUCAUCUGCAAUUGAGCACCAUGAGUGCAAUCAAUUGACGUUUUCCCGUCGGCAAGGUGAAGCUUGUUGCCCACGCUAUUGACUGCCUUCCUCGAAAAGUCGGCAUGCCCGUGGGAUCGAAUUUCUCGAUUUUCAGCAUCUUGUUUGUCACCGGCAGAUUUGGAUUUUGUCAGACGCAUGAUCCCGUGCAGAUGACGGAGAGUAACAAUCGAGGCCUGUAGCUAAAGGAAUCGUAAGAUUCCGCCCUAUAACAGAAUUCUGCGCAUGCCGGUGAAUUAUGCGAUCGAAUGUGUAUUGGAGAAGCUGUUGCAAGCCAAGAGAGACAGGGUUUUGAGCACGAUGACUGAUGGUGAAUCUAGUAGAGGCCGCAGACUGAAGAAUCUGGGGUCCUCGGGAUUGGCCGUCGUCUUAGAUCAUGAAGAAAGCGGGAGUGUAGUAACAGCUGCGACUUGUAUGCUCGAUGAUUGUGCGAGUGGCCUGGAACGCACCCUCGCCCAUGUGCUGGAUAUACCUAGCUGUGGGACAAGUUACCCUUUAACAGACCCUGCGACGGACGGGACGAGAAUCGAUCCUGCUGCCGUGCAACUGUAUCUUCUGUCUAGAUUGACUAGUCUGCAACGUUCAGAUGAAACCUCGGCCGGGGAAUUAGAUGGAGUCUUUAUAUUGAAAGGCCGUAUGGGCCCUGGUGUUGUAAUGAUGGACGUAGACAGUGCGUCUGGCAACAUCAAAUUCGACAAGACAUGCUUGUCGCUCGAGAGUCAGACCAUCUUCAGCAGUGCCCGGGCCAAUGCUUGUGUCUGGAAGGGAAAGUGGAUGUUCGAGGCCACGCUAGGAACUGCAGGUAUACAGCAACUGGGUUGGGCUACGCUUUCCUGCCCCUUUACCCAUCUAAAAGGUGUUGGGGAUGCCAAGGACUCGUAUGCGUAUGAUGGUAAGAGGAUCCGAAAGUGGAACGAACAUUACUGGGAAUACGGGCAACUUUGGGUCACAGGGGAUGUUAUCGGGUGUUGCAUUGACCUGGAUGCGGGCCAAAUCUCUUUCUACAGAAACGGUACUACUUUAGGAGUCGCAUUCGAGGGCGUGAAGAAACUCGAACCUAAAGAUGGGUACUUCCCUGCGAUUUCCUUGUCACAUCACGAACGAUGUGAGCUCAAUUUUGGUGGGAGGCCGUUCAAGUAUCCUGUGAAGGGUUUUUGUCCAAUUCAGUCUCCUCCAGCUGUGCACAUAGACAGGGAUAAAGACGGGCUUGCGUCUCCUGCUCGUAGAGCAAACUACCUGCUCGGAUGUUUGCAGCGGCUCGUACAGCUUGGAAGUCGAGAAGUGGCUGCCGCAAUGGCGCCUGUCGAAAGGUUGAAGAGGUUCACUCCUCUGAGCGAAGGCGAAACAUUGACGGUUGGUGCCAUGAUUAUGGAGUUGGUCCAGCCUCUCAUCUGCACAGAUGUCGGAUCUGAAUGUUUAGGUGACGAUGUCUCACCUUCUAUGGCCGAAUAUGUCAUAUGGGGUUCUUUGGUACCCCUCUUGAUGGACACAUUCAGGUUGGAAGCUCCUCACGACAGUCCAAGUGUAGAUCACGCUCUCGAUUUUCUACUGCCGUGCCUGGACAAGCGUGGAGUAGAAAUGGUUAUGGAAGCACUGGCAUAUGGUUGCAGAACCUCUCCUUUCACGUUGACGGACUACCCAUAUACCGGCUCUUAUGCUUAUCUGGCCCUAGCGUGCCACCUUUUAGAGCGCUAUGAUUUCAUGGCACGGUGGUGGAGCUCAGAAAACCUCGAAUCGUGUUUAGAAGGCCUCCUCACCAGGAAAGUGCCAAAUAAAUAUGACUACGAAGCUCUCAUGCCAACGGUCUGGUGGCAUGGUUCUCGAGAAGAUUUGUGUUCGGAGUCCAGAAUGAGACAUGCAGCUUCAGCUUUAGCCAAAGCGAUUGCCAAAGUUGAAGAGUUACAUUGGGAACUCUGUAGAACUUUGCUGCACUUUAUUCCACCCGUACCGAGUGGCUCAGUCGUGGCGUCCUCAACACAAGUACCUGGCUUGCUUUUUGGGAAGUUUUUGCGAAAUCUGAUUUGCAAAAAUAGUGGCGCAAAUAGGAACAUGCCUCCUCCAGGUCUUUCGGAUAACUCUGUUCUAGUGUCUGCCUACUACGUUCUGCUGCGAUUUCUGUCGGAAGGUCUUGAAGGACACAAAAAUGGGGACACUGGAGACGCUGGUAAAGAGCAGCAAGACAUGUGUGCUGGCUUUCUGCACAGGCCGGAGAAACGCAAAUUUCCAGUCAGCUUAUUUCUCAAAGAGAAUGGAUAUUCUUACGAUUUUGCACGCCUUGGUGGAACUUUCAGUCACUUGUCCAAAACGCUUCCUGUUUCUUCUGAAGAUUAUGCGGAGGUCGAGUGGGAAGAAAGUGACAUGGAUGAUGGAGGGACUGUGGUCAAGCAUGGAGGCAAAUGCAAACCUGCUUGUUGUCUAGACUUAGCCUCCAACGCGUCGACUCACUGUGAAAUGAAGGGCAAUGUUGAGAAGUGCGCCACUCGCCAGUCCACUAGUGUUAGCGAAAGGAGUAACUCAAUCAGCAGCGAAUGCAGUAAUAGACAUUGUGACGAUAUGGAAGAAGAUAAACCUAGCUCUAGUGGAAGGGUGGAUGCACUUUUGAGCAGGCGAUACUCACCAGUCCGUAAGAAUGAACGGAUUGGUUUCAAGACGAUUAAGGACUUGUCCGAAGCUAUCAGAGAAGAAGAGUUGCUGGAUAUGCUGGUACUUUUAUAUCAUCUGGGGCUUGGCUCCAACUUCAAGCAGGCUUCUUUCGACAUGCAGCAUCAGAUGCAGUUGAUAUCACAGCUAGAGGAUAUCGACCGCCAGAUACGAACAGAUAAGGCGUCGAGUGACUGUGGCUUGAAGAAGUUGAAGGAGGAUAGAGCUGCUACACGGGAGAAGCUGAUCGAAUGUGUUCGAAGGUGUACAUGGUAUCGGGUUUCGUUCUUCUCCAGGUGGAAGCAGAGAGGAAUGUACGCAACGUGCAUGUGGAUCGUACAACUUCUACUUGUGUUCAGCAAAAGAGAUAAUUUAUUUGGUUACGUACCAGAAUUCUAUGUGGAAACUCUGGUGGAUUCGUUCCAUGCUCUUCGGAGGAGUGAUCCACCGUUUGUAUAUCCAACUUCUGCCUUGUUGCAACAAGGACUUUCUCCAUUGGUAACCUUCCUUGUGACACACUUCAGUGACUCAAGGAUAGCCAAUCCAGAUAUUAGAGACGUUCUUUUGCAAUCAAUAUCAGUUUUGGUACAGUACAAAGAGCAUGUUGCUGCGUUUGAGAAAUGCAAGGCUGCACGAGAGUGCAUGGUGGGAUCCUUGCUUGCUGCCUUCGAUAAUCGGUUUUGGAUACCGGUCUCCAACAUUCUUCUACGCCUAUGUAAAGGUGCUGGCUUUGGAGCGUCAAAAUGCUAUCCUCAUGGGGAGUCAUUUUCAUCUUUCUUCCAGCUUGUGCAGCAACUUCUGAAGGAGAAAUGUCUGUCAGACGAAAAACUCUUCGCCUCUUUUCUUAAUCGCUUAUUCAACACUCUCAACUGGACCAUUACUGAGUUCUCAGUCGUGAUCAAGGAAAUGCAGGAAUUUGCUGAGCGCCAGUGUCCGGUGCCAGAACUCCAGCAACGGAAGUGUGCAAUUAUGUUUGAGCUUUCGUGCAACCUCGAGAGGAUUCUGGAGUUUUUCACGCAGGAAUUGUCACAUGCAUUUUUGCUUGGUGCUGAAAUGAAUCUUGUCAGACUUUGUGAGCUCAUCAUAUUCGUGCUCAAUCAUACCACUUCCAGCGCAGAUGCACAAAUAUUUGACAGUGCGCUGAGGCAGCAGGGCCAAUCUCUAGAGAAAAUAAACAGGUCGAUGAUUCUAGCUCCAAUUGUGGGUAUAGUGUUGAAUCUUUCAGUAGCAACUUCUUCGACGAAUCAUGGUCUGGUUUAUGAUCUAGCACAAGUUAUCGCAAACGUGGACUACUCUGCCUCAAUGAUUAACGACUUUGAGUAUCUAUUGGAGUUCAAUUGGAAUGCCGCAUUUAAAGGUGAUCCAUCAUUGAAGAAACUUCCCGAGCUGAAGAAUUUCGUGACUAGGCUGAGUAUCGAAUCCGAUGCGGCGAGGGAAAGAGCAACAGAAGAAGAGAUGUUGCAAUCAGAUUUGAUCCGAGAUGCCACUGGUGAGGAUAAAGUGGAGAUCUGUUGCAUAUGUUGUGUAGGUGAAUUGGAUACUAUCUUCGUUCCCUGCAAACACCAGUCUUGUUUGCGCUGCAUCACGCGGCACCUCCUAAACAACCAGCGCUGCUUUUUCUGCAACGCACAUAUAUCCGAGUUGGGAUCCAUGCCAGUAGCUUCGGCCGGAGAAUUUCCGGCCUCCAACACUACUUUGAUUGAAAGUAGAUUUCCAUGGAAAAAAUGAGUCUCUUCGAUGGGGAUCCUUUGACGAGUCUGCUUUACCGAAGAACGUCUGCCUGUCGUGUUCUCGUGAACGUGAACUGUAGAAUUAGGCAGAUACUUCAGGAAGAUUUGUUCUGAACGGCAGUGACCAUUAUCAAAUUUUGGAGAUCGAAUCGACCUUUAGGAUACCCAUGGGUUUAAGACUCAAUGGACCGAACAUUAACGGACGACGGGAGUUGGAGAGAUAGUCGGAGGAUACUUCCAGCAAUUCUCUUCCAACUUUCGAUCAUGAAACUCCCGGAUCUCUUCGCAGCUGCUGCUUCGGAGGUUCUUGAGAUUCAUAUGAAGUGGUAUUGUACAUUUAUAUCCUGGAGGCACGGAGGGGCUUUGGGAGAGGUGAGGACGGGCUUGAAGGGAGCAGGCAGGCAGGCAGGGCAGGGCAGGCAGUGCAGGCAUCCAGUUGUUUCAGGAAUUUAAUAUUAGGUCUCCACAACGAGGAGGCCACUGAUGAUCUUGUACAACUUACGCGUGUAUGUAAAGGAGAAUGGGUCCUAGAACGACCCACGAGCAAUGAUCGAUGUG
This is a messenger RNA of Marchantia polymorpha subsp. ruderalis, 5749 nucleotides long. NCBI's taxonomy places the organism in Eukaryota, Viridiplantae, Streptophyta, Marchantiopsida, Marchantiales, Marchantiaceae. The record is from the annotation of a GenBank genome assembly.